Lobosporangium transversale is the source of this 684-nucleotide messenger RNA. RefSeq names its product P-loop containing nucleoside triphosphate hydrolase protein. The annotation marks the transcript as partial. The transcript has a single exon. Gene Ontology annotation, molecular function: GTP binding. The record is from RefSeq and is a predicted model, not a curated record. Lineage: Eukaryota; Fungi; Mortierellomycota; Mortierellomycetes; Mortierellales; Mortierellaceae.
AUAAUCCUCGUAAUGGGAAUGACCGGCGCGGGGAAGAGCUAUCUGAUCAGGGAUAUAUCCGGCCAGGAUGUCGAAGUUGGAGAUGAUCUAGAAUCAUGCACUCAGAACAUUGAGCCGAUAACCUGCGAGAUUGAUGGCGAGCUAGUCACUAUCUUGGACACGCCUGGAUUUGACGACACCAAGCGUUCUGACACCCAGGUUCUAACUGAUGUGGCUGAAUACCUCGCCGUGCUCUACUCAGGCGACUAUAAAGUCUCUGGCAUUAUAUAUCUCCACAAUAUUGCAGAAACUCGACUCCGUGGCAGCAAUGUCAAGAACUUGGAGAUGUUUGAUAGACUCUGUGGCAAGGACGCAUAUGGCAAUGUUGUGAUGCUGACAAGAGGUUGGGGUUUGCAAACAACUCCAUCUGCACUCAAAAGGGAGUUACAGCUCAAAGACAAGCACUGGCGUGAUUAUCUGGUUGAAGGCUGCAAGUUGGAUCGAUACCAGGACCGCGAUGACCUCAUUCGAAUCUUCAAGGCAAUGCUUUGUAACAGGCCCGUAGCGCUCAAGAUCCAGCAAGAAAUGGUUGUUGAGAGGAAAGGAUUGCUCGAGACUGCAGCAGGACAGCACAUAAACCAAGAGCUAAUAAUUCAAAAGAAGGCUUUUGACGAGGAGCUGGCAUCAAUUAUUCGACGUUACGAC